AUGUUCAAUUUAAUUAGUGAAGUAGGAGAACAGAAAUUAUCUUCUACAAUUGCAACUAAUGAAUCUAAUUCACCACUAGAUCCUAUCGAUUGGCUUUCAGCUCGUUCUAUAGCACAUCAAAAGCUCAAUUCAUCUAUGAAUUAUAUUAAGUAUGUAAGAGAUCGUCCUAUUUGGCAACCAGUUCCUGAUCAUAUUCGUGAAGUGAUCGAGGAUGAAUCUCUUCCUGAACAAGGUCAAUCAUUGUCAUCUGUUUGUCACAGUGUACUUAAUUACGUUGUACCCUAUGCAGGAGGUAAUAUACAUCCUCGGUUUUGGGGUUGGGCAAGUGGUGAAGGCACAUUAGGUGGUGUAAUAGCAGACAUGAUAAGAGCAACGAUAAAUAUAAAUGCUUGUUCUGAUACAAAUAGUGCUGCAUUUGUCGAACGAACUGUUAUUGAAUGGAUGCGCCAAAUAUUUAGAUUUUCAAAAGACAACACUGGUGGUCUAUUUGUUAGUGGGUCAUCAAUUGCUACAAUAAUUAGUAUGGCAGUAGCCCGUCAACGGGCGCUAGCUAAUGUUAGAAAAGAUGGCCUUAUGGAUGCGCCACAAUUAAUUGCUUAUGCUUCAACACAAGUGCAUAUAUGUGUAAAAAAGGCGUUAGAAUUAUUAGGUCUUGGAUCGAAAUCAAUGCAUCUUAUACCAGUUGAUGAUUGUUUUAGGAUAAAAAUUGACGAUUUAAAACUUGCAAUAAAAAAUGAUCGAGAGCAAGAUCUUGAAAUAUCACGUCCUUUUCGUGCAUUAAAAGUUUGGUUUACAUUGAAAGAACAUGGUAUUAUAAAACUGAGUCAAAAAAUAGCCGAUCAUUGUGAUCAAGCUCAAUAUUUUCUAUCAUUAUUAGAGAAACAUGAAAAUAUUAUUCGCAUAAUUCGUCCUAUUUCAUUAAAUGUUGUUAACUUUCGAUUCGAACCUGAAGAGUGUGAUAAAAAAGAUGAUGAAAUAAUCGAUAGGUUCAAUAAUCAACUUCUUUUAGGCUUGUAUGCAUCCGGCAUUGCACUUCCAUCAUCAACACGUAUUUAA
Rotaria sp. Silwood1 is the source of this 1056-nucleotide messenger RNA. The record is from the annotation of a GenBank genome assembly. NCBI's taxonomy places the organism in Eukaryota, Metazoa, Rotifera, Eurotatoria, Philodinida, Philodinidae.